Molecule: messenger RNA, 1310 nt
Organism: Setaria italica (foxtail millet)
Lineage: Eukaryota; Viridiplantae; Streptophyta; Magnoliopsida; Poales; Poaceae
Exons: 2
Coding region: 194-652 (152 amino acids)
Source: RefSeq, a predicted model, not a curated record
AUGCGAUUAAGCUAACCCCGCGGCCAUCAGACGCCUCCCGCUGCGGAGUCCGUGACAAGCGUGGCAGUACCCGGCCGUCCUCACUAACCUGUCGUCGUCGCCGGCCUCUCCACCACACACGGCGAGGAGUAUAAAAACACGGCCUAAACAGAAGAGCGCCAAGUGAAAGCCAAAAGAUUCACGAGCUCGAUCGAUGAUCACAAAUCCUGCUACGCUCCACCAGAUCCGCCAAGCAACCACGCCAAGUCCCGCCGCCGGCAGGAUGCCGUGGUUCCCGGCGGUGCCACCGGCGCUGGCGGCGGCCGACGGUGGCCGGAUCAAGAAGCAGCGCGCGGGGCUCCCGAAGCUGCUGCACAAGCUCUUCAUCAAGGUGCUCCGGCUCAGGCCGUCGUCGGCGGCGGAGGAGUUCUACGGAUACCGGAUGGGCGGCGGCGGCAGCGGCGAGGAGUACUGCUACUACUACAGCUACGGCGGCGCGGGGUCGUCGUGGGCCGGCGUGUUGUCCUCCAUCCCGGAGGAGGACGACAGCUCCGAGGAGGGCACACCCGACGUCGCCCCCGGCCCCGCCGUGCUCCGCAAGGCCCAGUCCGAGCGCUUCGUCGUCGGCCCGCCCGACGCCGCCACCGUCGUCCACGUCGAGGUCCUCCUCUAGCGCCCACGCGCACAGGUCCUCCUCGUGUCGGGGUAAAGGGCGCCCCUAUCAGGGCCCCCCGGCCGUUCGAUCAUGAUCCAACGAUGGGCUUUAGAGGGGCCAAGAGCGCUUGCCGUCGGCGAGACACACUCAGAACUACCGGCCUUAACGUCCCCAACCAUCUCAAAGCUUAUCGGACGGCUCCAAAUCAAAGGCGCAGAUAGUAUCUCGGCGCCUAAUGGCUAAUGUACAGUGACAAAGAGGACCCAAAUCUAUAGUUCGUUGUGUAUAUUGCGAAUCUCAAGUCGGUCUUGUUUUUCCGCCGCUUGUCGAAAUUUGUUGUACACUGGAAACAUGAAUUUUCAUAACCAUAAGAAAGUUUGGGUUGCGAGGCCGCAGGAACACCUAUCGACCAAAAAAUUAAAGCAGAGAGAAAGAUUACUUGCCAUCAUAGAUUCAAGGUUGCCAUUUUUGGGCAGUAGAAGUUGCUGUCUUGUAAUUUGACAUCACUACCGAUGUGUGUGUUUAAUGUUUAUCCCGCAUUCAUUUCUGGGCAGUACAAGUUGCUGUCUCCUAGUUUGACAACACUAGUGGCCACUGUUAUUGUACCCUUUCGGUUUUUUUCUUUGCGUGUGGUUGAGGGCAGAAACCAAUUGAUCCACCUCUGAAUUUGCUUUUA